Messenger RNA from Impatiens glandulifera, 1149 nucleotides. RefSeq names its product tyrosine N-monooxygenase-like. The coding region runs from base 13 to 1149 and encodes 378 amino acids. NCBI's taxonomy places the organism in Eukaryota, Viridiplantae, Streptophyta, Magnoliopsida, Ericales, Balsaminaceae. Gene Ontology annotation, molecular function: heme binding; oxidoreductase activity, acting on paired donors, with incorporation or reduction of molecular oxygen; monooxygenase activity. The record is from RefSeq and is a predicted model, not a curated record. The transcript is spliced from 3 exons.
AUCUUUUAAGCAAUGGCCAUAAUCGUCCUUCAUGCUACGAUUUUAUUUCUAGCAUUUACAGUGACCAUUCUCCUUUUCAAAAAAAUAACAACUACUUCAACCUUACCUCCUAAAUCUUGUUUACCGCCAGGCCCUAAACCAUGGCCAAUUAUUGGCAAUAUUUCAAUAAUGAUAAGAAAUAAACCAUUUUUUCGAUGGGUGCAUGAUACAAUGUCAAAAAUGGGCUACGAGAUAUUUUGCAUUCGCCUAGGGAGCGUGCAUGUGAUAGCUGUUACCUCUCCAGAGAUUGCAUGCGAGUUCCUGAAGAAACAAGAUGAAAAUUAUAUGGCACGUCCUACGUUCCUAUCAGCUGAGCUAGCGAGCGGUGGAUUUUCCGGGACGAUCUUUACGACAGUUGGUGACCAGUGGAGAAAGAUGAAACGUAAAGAUGAUCUUCUUGAUGUUCUAAUCACUUUAAAGGAUGACCAAGGAAACACUCUAUUGACAUCGGAAGAGAUUAAGGCUCAAAUUUUGGAAAUAAUGGUAGCAACAAUUGACAACCCAUCAAACGCUGUCGAAUGGGCUAUUGCUGAGAUGAUAAAUCAACCAGAGACAUUGGUAAGAGCCGUUCAAGAAUUAGACCAGGUUGUCGGAAAGAACCGGCUUGUUCAAGAAUCCGACCUGAACAAUCUCAAUUACAUUAAAGCUUGCGUUAAAGAAUCUUUUCGUCUCCAUCCAAUAGUCGCAUUCAAUCUCCCACACGUGUCUAUCUGUGACACCAUGGUGGCUGGUUAUUUCAUACCUAAGGGUAGCCAUAUUCUUUUGAGCCGUCCAGGUCUGGGACGUAACUCUAAAAUAUGGAAUGAACCGCUUCGAUUCAAUCCUGAGCGUCACCUUAAUUAUGAUGGCUCGCAUGUGAUAUUGAAUGAUCCUGAUCUCCACCUAUUGUCAUUUAGUAUAGGUCGGCGUGGUUGUCCCGCGGUUAACCUAGGAUCCACCAUCUCAAUUAUGUUAUUGGCUCGACUUCUUCAAGGUUUCACAUGGAGCCCCCCUCCAAAUACUACUUGCAUUAAACUUUUGGAAGCUAUUGAUGAGAUGUCUCUUUCCAACCCUCUACUAGCCCUUGCAAGUCCGCGCUUGGAUGAGAGGUUGUAUGCAUGCAUCACUUAA